This is a messenger RNA of Nylanderia fulva, 2811 nucleotides long. RefSeq names its product DNA damage inducible 1 homolog rngo (gene rngo). Gene Ontology annotation, molecular function: protein binding; aspartic-type endopeptidase activity. Gene Ontology annotation, biological process: proteolysis. Lineage: Eukaryota; Metazoa; Arthropoda; Insecta; Hymenoptera; Formicidae. The record is from RefSeq and is a predicted model, not a curated record.
ACCCAUCCUGUCUCGUGUCGACAGUGUCGACACACGCGCGAGCCUCGUCGGGGGAGACUAUAUAUUUUUGCUGAGCUGGGGCCCCCCCUUGUUUACAUCCGGAGGAUCCGCGAAUCGCGUAGCCGCCCGUCCCUCGUCGCUAUUCAAUUCGCUUUCGCAUUAUUUUUCCCUCCUCGAAAAUCUUUGCCGAUAAACGACGAGAAAGAAAGAGAGAAGAGAGAGAGAGAGAGUAAAAAAAGAGAGAGGCCGGAUCUCUCGUUGUGUCGGCAGACUGCGUAUUCAUUCACUCUCUUGGGACUCCGUCUCGCGAGCAGCAAGUAUGAAGGUGACGGUGACGACGCUCAGCGACGACAGCGUCUUCGUCCUUGACGUGAGCGAGGAGCUGGAGCUGGAGAACUUCAAGGCGUUCUGCGAGAUCGAGAGCGGAGUGCCGGCCCACGAGAUCGUCAUCGCGUUCAACGGGCGGCCGCUCAUGGACGACAAGAAGUCGCUGAGGGACCACGGGAUCCGCGACGGCGACGCCGUCAUCCUGCAGCACAUGCAUCAGAGCGGCAGCGACCUGAAUCUGCAGCCCUUCAACAGAGCCAUUCCAUUACUGGACUUCAGUUCCAUCAGAGUUCCCGAUAUCAGCAACAUUCAACAGCGUCAGCCAAUCGCGAAUAACAGAGUGCAGAAUCCCCGCAGCGAGGAUGAUCCAGCGAUGAUAAGGAAUAUGUUCCUGGCUAAUCCAGAUCAGCUGGCACUGUUGAAGCAGAAUAAUCCAAGAUUGGCCGACGCUCUGCUGUCAGGAAACCUCGAUAGAUUUUCGACUGUACUCAGAGAGCAGAUAGCCGCUCGAGAAGAACGGCAAGCGCAACGGCUGAGAAUGAUGAACGCGGAUCCAUUCGACACGGAAGCUCAACGGCUGAUCGCCGAAGAGAUCAGGCAGAAGAAUAUCGAGGCGAAUAUGGAAGCGGCGAUGGAGUAUAAUCCGGAGACCUUCGGCACCGUCGUUAUGUUGUAUAUCAAUUGUAAAGUCAACGGAUUCCCAGUUAAAGCAUUUAUUGACUCAGGUGCUCAAACUACUAUUAUGUCAGCCGCUUGUGCCGAGAGAUGCCACAUUAUGCGUCUGGUGGACACAAGGUGGGCCGGGGUCGCCAAGGGCGUUGGAGUUCAACGCAUAAUCGGUCGUAUACACAUGGUGCAGAUACAAAUUGGCAAUGAUCAUCUUACGACGUCGUUUAGCGUCCUCGAGGAACAGCCUAUGGACAUGCUGCUGGGCUUAGAUAUGCUUAAGAGACAUCAGUGUUGCAUAGAUUUGAAGAAGAAUGUCUUGAAGAUUGGUACUACAGGCACUGAAACUUCAUUUUUGACGGAAGGUGAUUUACCUGAAUGUGCAAGAUUAAGCGGGAACAGCGACGAAUCCUUAGAUGAUAGGGAUCUCCAACGAGCUCUCGAGGACAGUUCGAGAGAUGCGAAGAAGCAGAGGCAACAACAUGACGGACAAGGUAGCAGUAAUCAAGGCUCGUCAAGUAGACCGGCAGCUUUAGAAACGACAGUCUAUCCACACGAUCCGUUCACGGAAGCCACUGUCAAGGAAUUGGAGGCUCUGGGUUUUACCAGGGCGCAAGUUAUUGCGGAACUGCGGAGAUUUAAGGGGGACAAAACGCAAGCUACCGCUGCGUUGUUUGCAAAAUCCUUGAAAUUCUGAAUAUCGAAAAUUGUCGCACGUGAUUCAAAUAUAACGCAAAUCGUUAGUUAGAGACAGAUAUAGCGAAUUUGUGAAUAUAUUAUUACACGCAAUAAAAAUGGAGGGGGCCCACGCUAUGUUCAAAGCAAUUUUUAAAUAUCGUUUAAAUAACUAAAUAAAAUGAUUCAAAGUCGCGAGAGCUGAAUAAAAUUGCCGAAACAUACAACUUUGCACAUUUUCAUAUAUGUGCGUUUAUAAGUAAACUGUGCAUUAUUUCCAAUUAAUAUUUGUAAAAUUGAUUAUAUAUAAGAGAUAUCAAAUUUUUAUGACCUAAUACUUAUUGAUAUUGGCUGCGUUCGCUUUGACACUUUCAGUGCUAUAAGCAUCUUCUAUCUUUGUUGCAUCGCAGCCAUAAUUAAUUGCAAUACAUAGAUCUGCGAUACGCAUUGGAUUAAGAUUCAGUUUGGAAAUUAUGGUCUUAUAAACGCGACAUGUAUAUAUCAGCUGCUGGAUAGAUAUAAUGAGCGAUAAGAUUUUUCUACGCAUUGCGAAAUAUAUACGUACAUACAUUUCGCGAUAUACUUUGUAAUAUUCCGUUUAAAUGGUUAAUAUGGACAAACUGUAUAUAUCUAGUAUUUAGAUAGACUUCUAGAUAAAUCUCGAACAUGAAAAAUGUGGGAUAGACAGAAUCCUCACGUGAGAACUUUAUGCUGUUUGGUAAUGUUUCAAAGACUCGUAUUUGACGUUGGACACGGCUCAAACUCAGUUCCUCAUUCUUUACUGAAGAAACGCCGGCUGUACAUACAUAACAUAAUAAUGACAGGCGAAUAAGGUGUUUUCCAUUUUUUUACAAGCUAUUGUUACAAUAGGAGUUAUGAAAAAGCGAAAAGUACGUAGAGACGUCGCAUCGAUCUUACAGACAAUAUCCAUUUUGUAUUGCUAUUUUCUUUUUCGACAUGGUAAUUGGUACAUAUUAUUAUGCAAUUCCUUUGCUAUUUAUAUAUAUAAAAAACGUGAAUUAUAUGCGGCUUGAUUUAUUUGUUAUCGGUUAAACAACUCACUAAUUUAGCACAUAAGUUCUAAUUAUAAAGUAUAAUCAAUAUUAUACAAAACUUGUGCGAAUUAAUAUAUUUUGAAAAGCA